This is a messenger RNA of Anguilla rostrata (American eel), 3360 nucleotides long. Its product is annotated as RNA-binding protein 4.1-like. Gene Ontology annotation, cellular component: nucleus. NCBI's taxonomy places the organism in Eukaryota, Metazoa, Chordata, Actinopteri, Anguilliformes, Anguillidae. Gene Ontology annotation, molecular function: zinc ion binding; mRNA binding. The record is from RefSeq and is a predicted model, not a curated record. The transcript is spliced from 4 exons. The coding region runs from base 171 to 1400 and encodes 409 amino acids.
CUUGAAAUUUGAAUGACAACAAUUAUAACCAAUUACAUUUUAGAAAUGUUGAGCUUCCUCCAAUCGCUUAUCCGUUCAAGCCACACCUCCUAACAGUUGGAUGAUAUCACUUUGUGACGCCAUUUCGUAACACAGCGGGUGGAAGUUGCUACAGCGAAAAGAGUAGCACAAUGGUGAAGAUUUUCGUGGGUAACCUGUCCGAGGACACUACGGCCGAGCAGCUCCGGGCACUCUUCUCCCAGUAUGGCACCAUCUCCGAGUGCGACGUGCUGAAGAAGUACGGCUUCGUGCACAUGGACGACAAGGCGGAGGCGGACGAGGCCAUCCGCCGCCUCCACCACCACCAGCUCAACGGGCAGACCAUCAACGUGGAGAUGAGCCGCGGCAAGACCAAGAACUCCACCAAGCUGCACGUGGGCAACAUCAGCAACAGCUGCACCAACCAGGAGCUGCGCGCCAAGUUCGAGGAGUACGGCCCCGUGGUGGAGUGCGACAUCGUCAAGGACUACGCCUUCGUGCACAUGGAACGUGUGGAGGACGCCAUGGAGGCCAUCAACGGGCUGGACAACACCGCCUUUCAAGGCAAGCUGAUGAGCGUGAAGCUUUCCACUAGCCGCCUGCGUACCGCUCCGGGGAUGGGCGACAGGACGGGGUGUUAUCGGUGCGGGCAGGACGGCCACUGGUCCAAAGAGUGCCCGAUGGACCAGAACGGCUCAUUCGACGCGGGGGCCAACGGCUUCGGCCCGUCCAGGUUCGGCGGCGGUCGCGGCCGCGGUUUCCCCCGGGGGCUGGGCGGAGACCUGGGCUUCGCCGGGAGCCACGGCCCCGCGCCCGCGUUCGCCAGGGGGCCCGGCUUCGGCGGCGGACCCGGGUACGGCAGGGUGGCCGGUUACGACGGCGCCAUGGCGUACCGGGCGCCGGCGGCCUACGGUGCGGGAGGCGACACUAGCGCGGCCCGGGUGUACGGCGGCGAGGCGGCGUACGGAUCCGGCGGCGCGGGCUUCGCGGCGGCCCCGGCCUACCCGCCGCGGCGCGCCGGCUUCGAGGAGCGGGACCCGUACAGCGUGGUGGACUUCUACGAGAAGUACCGGGCGCGCCCGUACGGCGCCGGCUUCUACGAGGAGCAGCAGCGCGCGGCCGCCCUAGCCCCUCCCCCUACGCUCGCGCCCGCCGGGGCCGCCCUCGACCCCUACGAUCGGCGGGCCCUCCCCACGCCGGCCCCGGCCGUCUCCUCGUACUACACCCGAGACCGGAGCCCCGUCCGGCGCGGGCCGUCCGCGGCACAGGGCUACGCGUUUGACCGCUCGCGCCUCUCGCCCACCUCCAUGUCCCGGGGCGCGGCGUUCGACGGGAUGCGGGCCAGGGACCCCUACGCCGAUCGGGCGCGGUACGCGUUUUAACCCCGGCACCACCAGGUGUCCGCGCCGUGACGCACCUUCGACAGACGCGCGUUCGGUCACGGUCGCUCGGUUCGGCUCGCACCGCGUUUCCGCCUGUGCCGCGAUCGUGGGGACGGUGGUAUUGCGGUGGACUCUCGUUCCUUCUACCAAUUUUAUUUUCAGUUUUUGUCUCUUUCUUGUACCAAAUUUUUCCUCCUGUGAUGCAGAACUAUUGCAUAGAUAUAAUUUUUUUUUCUUUUUAAACGAGUGUAGCGAUUCUUGCUGUCUUGAAACCUUUUACACAGAAAUGCACAGCUGUUAUUUUAAGUAUCGCUGCAGAAGUAGACGUCGGUGUGAGCUUUGCAGUUUCUGUAGUCUGCUCAUUCUAUCACUAACGUGUGUAUUCUGUAUCUCCUUUCAGAAGAAUUGCAUACACUGAGGGAAUUAUUUCACUGCAUUUUAGUGCUAUCUACCGAUUCAUUUUGUGGUGGGAAUGCUCAACCUGUGUGUGUGUGCGCGUGUGUGUGAGACUGAGCAAGAUUCUGGAAGCUUCCGCUUCCAAAAUAAGAAGUUGGAUGGCUGUAGAAUCCACCCAUUGCGGUGAAAAGCCGAUACACUUUGGAAGCAGCACGUUUUCUGUAAUUCCAGCUCUUUACUCUUUAAGCGUUGAGCCAAAUUGUGAUGAAAAUGUUUGUGUUUCUUGCAUACAAGGUAUGGUUCUCUGCAUGAAGAAAAACGGGUCGUGGAGUAAAAUAGGUGUCGACAGGGCAAGGGCUCUCGAGCCUUUGGUCACACAGUUGUAGGAAAAAAUCCUUUGCCAUAAAUUCCAUUUUAAUAGCGUGCUGCUUCUUUCAGUUAGUGAGGGGAUCUGACAGGCGUGUAUCCACCUAAUUGGUGGCAAAUGAACAGCAAACAAGUGGCAAAGAACUUGCUGGUAAGACACUUCCCCCCAAUUUCAGCCGAGUGGACAUUACCACUGCUUAUAGAAGACCACCAUACUGUUUAUGCCCAUAACAAAAUGGCGGCCACAGCCAUACUGUUUAUGCCCAUAACAAAAUGGCGACCACAGCCAUACUGUUUAUGCCCGUAACAAAAUGGCGGCAACACCAGUUUCUGCAUUCACAUCUGGACGUUCUGCGGGCACCGCCACGGUUGGCAUUGUAAUAAACUGCACGAGCCCUCGGCAAAGUUGAACGGGGACAUAUGGGGGAUGUUUAUCAGCUGAGCAGUGAUUCCGGUACGCAGGCAGCGUGGGAACCGGGACACGGUGUCAUCGCGUUCGGAUUGAAACCCCUCGGAGCGGAAAUUGGCCCCUGAUGCCCGCUGUGUACCGGUCUGCACCAUAUUACCAAAAUCUCAGUGGUGUGCCUCUUCUGUAUUUUAAAUAGCUGUACGUGUGCAUGCUCACUAUUGCUUUGUCUGUCCCUCCCCCCCCUUCUGAUUAGGCCAAGUUUCAAACGUACAGACACACGGUAGUUGAGCUGUCUGGCAUGGUAGUUUACCCAAUCUUAAAGUAUCGCUAUUAGAAGCUCGUUGGUUUCGAAGAUCGGCCGCCUUUUAUCACUAAAUGUUUGUGUUUUGAACACCUGACCUCGGCUGUUUCGCAGCUCGGGCGAAAUGAAUAUGUGCUUAAGAACUUCUCCCUUAGUUUGUUUAGAGUGGGUAACCGCGGCGACUGUGGGCAGUUUGAAUGUGGUCUUUUACAUUCAGUCAGGAACCUGAUGCAACCUUGUUUCGCAGCAGAAGUUGGAGGUGGAGUGGGCAGGGGCUGGUGGUGGGGCGGGAGGGGCGGAGCUGUCUGUGUGCUUUGUCACCUCGCAGGAGUGUGCAUUCAGGUUAAACUGCCUCCACAGUGGGACGGGUUGUCGUGUUUUUUUUUUUUUAAAGAUCUUUUUCUUUAGUCGCAAGGACAUGGAGGCUAAACUUUGAGCAGUGUUUCUGUGAACAUUACCCUUUCUCAAUAAAACUCACUAAAAAUGAA